UUUGUAUCCAAUCGUGUUGAAAAUUUAAUUAAAGUUUUUAAAGAAAUGUAUCUAUCAUUGGAUUUACAUCUAGCCUAGUUCUCACAAGCCAUCACUUUUGGUUAAGUUACAAGUAGAAAUGGGUAGCUAGAAUACCAGCUUUAUCAGUUUCGCAGAGUUUGGAGCAUAUUUUUGGAGUUUAUUCAUAAAAAUCACCCAAAAAGCAGCCUAAGAGCUAACUCAGUGUUUUCACAAAGCAAAAGCAUUGUUGUUCACUUCCGACAUUUUUUGUUAUGCCUGCAGGAUCGGAUUACUAGAUUUAGAGAAUUUUGAGCAUGAGUAGGCUUUAGGAUUAUGAGAAAUGUUCUUAAUCUGGAAAAGUGGUAGCAUUAAUUCACUGAAAAAGUGAUAAUUUUUGGGAGGAAUUAUUCAAAUAGCUCAAAAUUCUGAUAAAUUUAUCAAAUUUCUGAAAUUUACUCAAUAUCUUGUCAUGAACGAUAAUUUGCCAUGGAGCCAAAUGAACUGGGGCACUUUUAGUUUUAGGUUUAGUCUAUCACAUCGAGCAUAGCUAGAUGAGUAAAUGUUUUAUUCUAGAUAUCUUUUAUAUGAAAGAAAUUUUAGUCUGAGAUUAAACUUAAGAGUAAUUUUUUAAAGCCGUUGCUCCUUUAGCCCAUUUUCUAAGAAGCUUUAGUUCAGCAAAAGCCUGAUGCUAAAAAGUAUGAUAAUUUGGUUACUAUCUUCUACGAUUUUCUACCAACAACAUAGUCUAGCAAAAUGAGGUGACCAAAUCUGAGAGGCUUGCCCUUUAAAUUUAAAGGCUAUUUGAGAGACGUCUUUAUAAGUCAGACAUCAACCCAUUAGUUUAAUUUCAGAUAUAACUGUUAUCUUGCAAUUUAUCGUUAUUUUGGUUAUAAUUUUAGCUUACUUGUUUGAGCCAAAAUUUUAUCAGUUGUAGAUUUAAUAAAAUUUUACCUUGGUUUAAUGAGGAAAUUUUUAGAGCGUAUCUGAAUUUAAUGACCCAGCACAUUAGGUGGGACAAGACCAUGCUCGAAGUUAUCUGAAAUAGGGACUAUGCAACUCUCAUUUUUGUGCAGGUCAUAUUGUUAGGUCCACUUUUUAAUAACAUCUUGUUCUAAGUUUAGCUUUUGAAAUUCUAAAGGCCAUGAGAAAGUAAAAAUUUUGGUGGCUGAAAUACCAUCUAGAUCAGAAAUUAUGAAUUUAGCAUCACGAUUUUAAGGGUUUCUAAUGAGGUUAUAAAUUUUCCGAAGUUAACAAUUAAUAAUAAUUUUACAUGGAGAUGCAAAUGAGCUGCUUUCAUCCGAACCUGAUUUUACUCCCAGCCUGGGACUACCUACAGAUGCUUAAAUGCUUGGAUGCAAUUUAUUGCUCCUGUCCAUCUACUCAAGACAGUCUAAAGAAUGAGAAUCAUUAUGGGAGAAUUGGAAACAAGGGUGCCCAGCAACUUGAAACUACAGGAUCAUCAAAUGGUAUAAAAGCUUAUGAAAGAGAAAAAAACUCUGAAUGAGAUAUAAAGAAAGAAACUGUCGGAAUUCUUAAUGCUUUGGUAGAUGAUCAUGCAUCAAACAUUCAAAAAGAUAUUCCUGAGCAGCAAGAAGAAGCUAAGAAUUCCAAAAUCCUUCAAAAAAGAAGAAGCCGUUCAACAAAGCUUGACAUUAGAAAGAGGCUCAUUAGAUUAAGAAAGCGUAUUUUGGCUAAGAAAAUCUCUGAAUUCUCCCAAAGUAUUAAAAAGACGAGAGGAACUUCAGAUCAGUACCUUGGAAGAAGAUCUAAAUACAUUGGAGUAACCAAGAACAACACAAACUGGCAAGCCCUCAUCAAUGUCAAGGGUGCUAAGAAGUACAUCGGUACUUUCGUGCACGAAGUCGAAGCAGCAAAGGCUUACGAUCUAUACUCAGUGGCGAUGCAGGGCAAGAAGGGAUCAAGAAACUUCACCUACACAGGAAAAGAAAUGGUGAAGAUGAUAUCCUAUUUCCUUACUCAUGGCUCCAUAAAGCCUUUAGAGUAA
Molecule: messenger RNA, 2005 nt
Organism: Moneuplotes crassus
Lineage: Eukaryota; Ciliophora; Spirotrichea; Euplotida; Euplotidae
Source: the annotation of a GenBank genome assembly